UUUAAAAAGAAUGACUCUGGAGCCUGGAUACGAUAAAUUAAGAAGAGCCCGUUCGACACGACUACACGAGUCUAUUCUGGCCCACUAACGACCUCCUUCCUUUCCCCGACUUCACGCCUUUGAAUCGUUGAUGCGAGCAGCCUGACGAGAAAGGAAAACGGAACAAUACCCUGCCGGUACGGCCAUCGGAGGAGUGUUCUGCGGACCCAUGAGCGGGAAAGCCCGAAAUUUCCGCCGCCGUGGUGGAGAGGACGCAGAUGAAGCUGAAACGUCUGCAGUUUCCGCGCCGAAUGGCAACUUGGCUAAGUCGCAAGCCAAACCUGUCGCCAGCUUCGGCAAGCCGAAAAAGCCUUCAACCUUAGCUCCGAAGAGCCUACUUAGCUUUGCGGAUGACGAAGAGUCCGAGGAUUCUCCUUUCAGUCGGCCUUCUAGAUCCUCCUCAUCAAGCUCUCGCCCCGUCAAGGCCUCCUCUUCUCACAAGCUGUCAACAGUGAAAGGAAGAAAUCCUACUGCGGCCUCUCUCCCAUCCAAUGUGCAGCCCCAAGCUGGUACCUACACUAAAGAAGCUCUCCUUGAGCUCCAGAAGAAUACCAGAACCCUAGCUGGCUCCCGCCCUACUCAGCUUAAACCCAAACCCGAGUCAGCCGAGCCUGUAAUUGUAUUGAAGGGGCUUGUUAAGCCAACUAGUACUGUUGAACAGGAGCUGGAGAAAGAACAGGAUAGUGAAGAAGAUGAUGGGACGGUUGAGAGACAAGGCCUGCCUCUGCGACAGGAUAGAGAUGAUACAUUGAACAGACUUGGUUCUAUGGGGUUGGAAAAAGGCUUGAAGGGAACUGAUGAUGUUGGGUCAGAGAUACCAGACCAGGCAAUGAUAGAUGCCAUAAGGGCAAAACGGGAGAGACUCAGGCAAGCUAGAGCAGCUGCCCCAGACUACAUUGCAUUGGAUGGAGGAAGCAAUCAUGGGGAAGCAGAGGGUUUGAGUGACGAGGAGCCUGAGUUUCAAGGGAGAAUUGGGUUCCUUGGGGAAAAAGUUGAGCAGGGAAAGAGAGGAGUCUUUGAGGAUUUUGAGGUUAGGGGGUCACAGAGGGAUGUUGCUGUUGAUUGCGUGUAUGAUGAGGAUGAAGAGGAUAAAAUGUGGGAAGAAGAGCAGGUGAGGAAGGGCCUGGGGAAGAGGAUGGAUGAUUGUUCUAGUAGAGGAGUUAGUGGUAGUGAUGGUGGUGUCAGUAAUAACCCUGUGGCUCCUAGUGUUCAGCAGACUAGGUAUGGAUAUUCAGUUUCUGGAGCUAGUGUAUAUUCCCCAGGGCAGACUGUUGGUGCUCCUGUUGUUAGUCCUAGUAUUCCAGGAAGCCUCCCUGGAUCAGAUGCUCUCUCAAUUUCACAACAAGCUGAGCUUUCCAAGAAAUCAUUGCUUGCUAAUGUGUCUAGGCUUAAGGAAUCUCAUUGCCGCACUGUGAAAUCAUUGGCUAAGACUGAAGAAAAUUUGUCUUCAUCGUUGUCAAAUUUGACCUCAUUGGAAAGUUCUUUAUCUGCUGCUGGUGAAAAGUACAUCUUUAUGCAAAACCUUCGUGAUUUUGUUUCUGUUAUAUGUUCAUUUUUGCAGGAGAAAGCUCCUUACAUAGAGGAACUAGAAGAACAGAUGCAGAAACUUCAUAAAGCACGGGCAGAGGCAAUUUUAGAUAGAAGAACUUCCGAUAAUGAGGAUGAAAUGAGAGAACUAGAAAAUGCUAUUAAUGCAGCAAAGCAAAUUUUUGGUGAACGUGGUGGCACCGCAGCCACAAUAGUUGUUGCAAAAGAAGCUGCCCUAAAAGCAGCUGCUGAGGCAAGAAGGCUAAGAGAUAUACCUGUAAAGCUAGAUGAAUUCGGUAGAGAUGUGAAUCAACAGAAACGGAUGGAUAUGACAAGAAGAGAAAAGGCUCGAGAGCGUAGGAGAGCUAAAUCUGAUGCUAAAAGAAUGUCUGCCAUUAGAAAUGACAGUUCCUAUCAGCGAGUAGAAGGAGAAUCAAGCACUGAUGAAAGUGACAGUGAGAGUACUGCCUACAAAUCAAACCGUGAUCAGUUGCUUCAGGUUGCUGAAGAGAUAUUUGGUGACACACAUGAUGAAUACUCUCAAUUAGCUGUAGUUGUUAAUAAGUUUGAGAGAUGGAAGAAACAGUAUUCUUCAAGCUAUCGUGAUGCUUAUAUGUCUCUGAGCAUUCCUGCUAUUCUUUCACCCUAUGUUAGAUUAGAACUUUUGAAAUGGGACCCUCUGCAUGAAGAUGUAGACUUCAGGGAUAUGGAAUGGCAUUCGUUACUCUACAACUAUGGACUUCCUAAUGUUGAUAGUGAUAUUAGAUCUGAUGAAGCUGACGCUGACGCAAACCUUAUUCCUCAACUAGUGGAAAAGCUUGCAAUUCCUAUCCUUCACUAUCAUUUAGAAUACUGUUGGGACAUGCUUAGCACUCGUGAAACUGAAUAUGCCGUGUCUGCCAUGAAAUUGGUGUUUGGAUAUGUUCCCCUGUCUAGUUCUGCUCUGGGCAAUUUGGUCACUGUUUUGCGCAACCGGCUUGCUGAUGCUGUGGCUAAUUUAGUGGUUCCCAAAUGGGACAAUCUUGUAAUGAAGGCUGUACCAAAUGCAGCUCGUGUUGCAGCGUAUGGGUUCGGCAUGUCUGUCCGUUUGAUAAGGAAUAUUUGCUUGUGGAAUAAUGUUCUUGCAAUUCCUAUCUUGGAGAAGCUUGCUCUUGAUGAGCUCUUAAGUGCUAAGGUUCUUCCCCAUCUUCGGAGCAUUAGAUCAGACAUUGAUGAUGCAAUUACAAGAACUGAAAGAAUUGUUGCUUCAUUAUAUGGUGUCUGGGCUGGUCCAAAUGUUAAUGGUGGUAAAAGUCCCAAAUUGCAACCACUGGUCGAUUAUUUGCUAAUACUGAGUAAAAUGCUGGAGAAGAAGCAUUUGGUGACUGGAGCUGAGCAGGAGACUGGAAAGCAUGCUCGUAGGCUGAAGAAGAUGCUUGUUGAACUUAAUGAGUAUGAUCAUGCGAGGGAAAUUUCAAGAACAUUUAAUAUCAAAGAGGCAUUAUGAUAGGCCCUUUCACUACAGGGACAAAAGAUUUGGCGGCUACCCCUUGUCUGAUGUCUAAGGGCAGACAUGGUCACCCAUCAAAAGUUAGUCACAAGAGUCGUGCGGGUUAACUGGAAUCCAGAGGCUUACCCUUCUAGUGUUUUACUUUUCAAAAUUGAGGUGAUGCAGCAACAUAUUUUUGUUGGCUGUCGCCAUUUCUGUUAAUUACGUCAUAUAGAAUAAUAGAUCAAAUCUACUCGUUUAGAGGUUUGAAGGAACUUUAGGCAGCUGCUAAAACUAUACUGCCUAAGCUGGAUUAUUAUAGGCCAAAAGGAGAGCGUGGAAAAUGCCUAAUUGGCCGGCAGCCCUGACCCCUUUGGCGUGGAGAGUGGAGUGGAAAAUACAAUCUUGUUCGUAGUUAUCAAUAAUAUAGUAAUGUAAAAGAACUAUGUAGGUUUUGAUGU
Cuscuta epithymum is the source of this 3495-nucleotide messenger RNA. The record is from the annotation of a GenBank genome assembly. Lineage: Eukaryota; Viridiplantae; Streptophyta; Magnoliopsida; Solanales; Convolvulaceae.